Molecule: messenger RNA, 2118 nt
Organism: Batrachochytrium dendrobatidis JAM81
Lineage: Eukaryota; Fungi; Chytridiomycota; Chytridiomycetes; Rhizophydiales
Product: trifunctional dihydropteroate synthetase/dihydrohydroxymethylpterin pyrophosphokinase/dihydroneopterin aldolase FOL1
Exons: 4
Coding region: 1-2118 (705 amino acids)
Biological process (GO): tetrahydrofolate biosynthetic process
Cellular component (GO): mitochondrial envelope
Molecular function (GO): dihydroneopterin aldolase activity; dihydropteroate synthase activity; 2-amino-4-hydroxy-6-hydroxymethyldihydropteridine diphosphokinase activity
Source: RefSeq, a predicted model, not a curated record
AUGGAUAAGCUGAUUGUCAAGGAUCUUGCUGUGCGCAACAUUACUGGAGUUGAUUCUUGGGAAAGAUCAAAACAACAGCCUUUGAUCAUCACUGUAGUGGGUUAUACUGAUGUGGGUCUUGGUGGAAUGCACGACUUGCUAUCAGAAUCAGUAUCGUAUUCAGCAAUCUCGAAAGAAGCUCAAAAGUUUGCAGAAAGUUCUGUGUUUCGUUCAUUAGAAAAACUUGCUGCUGGCAUCGUUUAUGCUUGCUUGACAAAGUUUCCGCUGGAAUGUGUGUCUGUAAAAGUACUCAAACCUCGUGCAUUGCUUCAUGCGACCAGUGCUGGCGUAGAACUUGUUCAAACUGUCGCUGCAGAUCCUUACCGUCGUGCUGACAUUCUAUCCAUCAACGAUCUUGUACUCAACUGCAUUAUUGGCGUGAAUGCAUGGGAGCGAGAAGAGCGUCAAAAUAUUAUUGUUAAUAUUCAAAUGUUUGUCGAGUUGGACGAUCAAGCACUCAUUGCUGAUCAUGUACCCAAAAUGCAGAAUUAUCGAACCAUCACUCGUAUGCUGACUAAACUAGUCGAAGAAUCGUCCUACAAAACUGUCGAGGCUCUUGCUAUUCGCAUUGCUCAUUUGCUGAUUCAAGUCUGUUUUGUUCCAAAAGUCACAAUCCGAAUUGAAAAACCAAGUGCGCUCACGUUUGCUGCAUCUGCUGGUGUAGAAAUCACUCGUACUCGGUCAUCUUUGCUGAAUGAAACUCACGUUCCUAUUUCUCUAAAGGAUUCUGCGUCAAAUGCCGUGGUUUUUUUGGCAAUUGGUUCUAAUCUAGGUGAUCGUGCCCAAAAUAUUCACAAGGCUUUGGAUUGUUUAAUCAAUUCGAAAAUCUCCAUUGCGGAUACCUCGUUUUUAUAUGAAACUUCUCCAAUGUACAUUACAGACCAGCCUUUGUUUUUAAACUGUUGUAUCAAGAUCAAGACCUGUCUAUCUCCUCAUGAUUUACUAUGUUUGCUCAAGAAAAUUGAAGCUGAUCUUGGACGCGAUCUUCAUGGAGGAGUCUGCAAUGGACCACGACCCAUUGACCUUGAUAUUCUCUUUUAUAACCAACUUGAACUUAACUCGGAAACCCUUGUUAUUCCUCAUCCUCGAAUUACUGAGCGAGCUUUUGUUCUUUGUCCACUUUGCGAUAUUGCGCCUGAUAUGGAACAUGUUGGUAAAUUCCGUACGAUUCGUCAAGAGCUUGCUUUGUUGAAACAUGAGGAAAGCGAUGAUUGUAUUUGGAAAGUCAUGCCUGUUCGUGGAUCAGUCUGGCGAGUGGAUGAACGUACUCGCAUCAUGGGUGUUCUCAACGUCACACCUGAUAGCUUUAGUGACGGAAACAAAUUUAUGAAUGUUGAAAGUGCUGUUUCACAUUCAUUAAAAAUGGUGGAUGAAAAUGUGGAUAUCAUUGAUGUAGGUGGCCAUUCAACCAAUCCAGGAUCGGAUGCAACAUGUGAAUCUGACGAGCUUGAACGAGUCACAACAUCCAUUCGUGCUAUUCGUAAACAUAAUUCAAGUGUACCCAUUUCUGUGGAUACGUUUCGUGCAAGUAUCGCAACGGCUGCCAUUGAAGCUGGUGCUGAUUUCAUCAAUGAUAUAUCUGGUGGUUCAAAAGAUCCUGAUAUGCUCAAAGUCAUGGCUGCAUCUCAUCUACCUGUCUGUUUGAUGCAUAUGCGUGGAGAUUCAAAAACAAUGAUGAGUUUGACUGAUUAUGCUGGUGAUGUCAUUGGCGCUAUCCAUUCCUCCAUGACAGAUCUUGUACAAGCUGCUAUCAAAGCUGGCGUGUACCGUUGGAAUAUUAUGAUCGACCCAGGCAUUGGGUUUGCUAAAACUAUGGAUCAAAAUUACGAGAUUCUUAAAAGAUUACCAGAUAUUGCCAAGCCGAAUACUGCGCUAGAAGGAUUUCCUAUAUUGGUUGGACCAUCACGUAAACGCUUUAUUGGUGAAACCCUUCAAGAAAACGACCCUACAAAACGUGGUUGGGGAACUGCUGCUGCAUGCUCUGCUGCUGUGGCUGGAGGUGCCAGUGUUAUGCGAGUACACGAUAUCAAGGAAAUGAGAGAUGUUAUUCUUGUUGCUGACAAAUGCUUCCGGAUGUAA